AUGAAACACGUCGAGCAAGUGGCCAACACGACCCAUCUCUUUGCCAAAAAAUAUGUCUCACCCAUGCCACUCCCGCUUCAGGUUUUCCUAGAGGGUGGGAACAAGCAAACCUCUCCUACUGUUAAGAAGAAGCUGGCAAUGAGCAACCUUGAGACUGACAUCGACCCUCCUGGACCAGAACCAGAUGUGAUUGUCGUAGUGGGCGGGACCGAGUUCCACGAGUUCAGCUACCAGUUGCGCUCGUGGGGUUGUGGCUACUUUGACGCUGCAUUUCGACGCACGGAGAUGAAGCAAUCGGGACGCUUCGAGUUUCCUGAUCGUGAACCGGAAGAAUGGAAGCUGAUCAAGGCAUUGGCGGCUCCAUUUUCCAAGGCAAAGCUUGACGAAAGUAACGUUUGGAAAGCUGUGUCCUGGUUUGAUGAGCUACGGUAUGCUGCAAGGAUGGGUUGGAUGCUUGUGACAACUUUCUCAGCAACGAAGUCAUUCCGAAAGUUCUCCCCGAAAAAAGUCUGCGGAAUGGAAGGGGACGUGGUGCCUUAUCACGUUGUUGUUUGCGAUGGCUUGAUGAGCUCCUGGAUAGUUUGA
Molecule: messenger RNA, 585 nt
Organism: Seminavis robusta
Lineage: Eukaryota; Bacillariophyta; Bacillariophyceae; Naviculales; Naviculaceae
Source: the annotation of a GenBank genome assembly